UCAAAAUGAUUGACAGGAAAUCAGGACUGGUAUUAGUGUGUGGUGUGUUGAGUGUGGUGCCCGCGCUUUCUCGCCCAACACCAACACUUACCAUUCAAGCACGAAAGAACUAUGUGGCGACUCUGAGGAGUAUGGUGAAGCCGUUAUGUGAUGAGGCCUCUUCCCUGUUGUUCCUGAACGACGGGUCCUUCCCUGCCAAACAGUUCCUACAUGACUUCCUGUUAACUCACACCACUGCGCCCGUCCAGCUAGCAGACAUGACUACAUGGUUGAGCGAUGAACAAACUCCAUCCGACUACUACCAAAACAAUCACAACACUGAGUUUAGUCUUACUAUGAUCGUAUUCUACAAUGCAAGUCUGGUUGGUAUGCUGUUAGCGAGCCUUCCAUAUGGGUGGAUCCACGGCCCUCUGCAGCUACUGUCUCUCAACAUUCAAGAAAACCCCAGACACUUACUGGUGGAGGCGAACACAGGACGUCAUUUGUCCUUAGUGCAGACGCAGGUCCUGAAAGAUGCAAGGCUUAGGUACACCCUCACGACCUACCUGCCAUUCAAGCCUGGAACAGACAGAUUCUGUGUACAGACGUUGAACCCUUUGGAGGCCAUGACACGGCAGCAUCUGGUUCAGGACAGAUUCCCUAGCUUCCACGGUCACGUAUUACACCUCGCCAGCUGGACCGAUAACUUUCCAGUGAUGUUCUUUGACGAUUUCACCACUAGUGAGUUACAUGAACGUGCUAUUAUUAUCAUCCCAUUAAUGAUAGAGGACACUGACAACUCGUCUGUUACUCAAGGAUGA
Homarus americanus (American lobster) is the source of this 800-nucleotide messenger RNA. RefSeq lists its product as uncharacterized. The transcript is spliced from 4 exons. The record is from RefSeq and is a predicted model, not a curated record. NCBI's taxonomy places the organism in Eukaryota, Metazoa, Arthropoda, Malacostraca, Decapoda, Nephropidae. The coding region runs from base 6 to 800 and encodes 264 amino acids.